AUGGACAGUGAGCACAAUGAAACAUAUGGCGUUGUCUUGCUUGGAUUCAUCUACAGUGCUGAUGAAAGGGGAUUGAUUGUCCCUUCUUUAGUUUUUCUUCUCUUCCUCGGGGUUUCUGCUAACCUGCUCAUCAUUUUCAUCAUCUACUCCAAAAGCUACUUAAGAACACCCAAGAACAUACUCAUCUGCAACCUCUGUGCUGUAGAUCUCUAUGGCAUCAUUACAACCUGUCCUUAUUUCAUCAUCAAAUUUGUUAUGGGUGAUUUUAGCCCAAUGAACACAAAACUCUGUUUGAUGCAGUACUACUUCUAUGUUGUCUACAGCUGCCUUUCUGUUUUUAUUGUGACUUUGAUGGCUGUGGACAGGUACUAUGUCAUCUGCAACCCCUUUGAGUAUGAAAUGAAAAUCACAAACAAGAGGGUUGUAUUAUCUUUAGCGGUAUCUUGGGUGUUUGCCUUUUUUUACCCUAUGUUAUAUGCGUUUAGUUACAUUGGGCAUGAAUCUUGCCGUCAGGUUUUAUCCUGCAGCUUCAUGUGUACAGGCAGCUCUUUGGAGGAGAGCAUGUGCACACCCAUCACCUUUCAAAGGUUCUACAGGAUCUUCAUGUUCACAUUUCACUUGGCAGCAUGUGUUGUCAUGGUCGGCUUCUCCUAUGUCAAGAUUCUGAAAGAAUCACGAAGUGCCCGUCUCAGUGAGUCUUCGCGCAAGGCUCUCAGCACGGUGGUCACUCACAGUAUUGUACUUGCCAUCUUCUUUAUUACCUCUCUCCUCCUUAUAGUCACCGGAAGUCUCACAACAAACAAUGAUAAAGAAGCCAUUGCUCUUAUUCGAAUCUCCACUGACCUGAUCUACUUCAGUGUGCCUACCUCAUUCAACCCUGUCAUUUAUGGCUUGAGAAAUGAUGAUAUGAGGAAAGAGUUACUAAAAUUACUCAGACGAAAAAAGCACACUAAUGAGAUUUGCAGUGCUACAAACAGGAAAGGGAGCAUUCCCGUUGAUUCCAGAAUGAUCUCUAGGUUUUUUGCAGGUGUCAGUUUAUUUAAGAAGGUUCGUCCAACAGUAAAUCCUGUUAUAAAAGCAAUGCCUCCAACAUAUACUGUAUGUAGAUAA
This is a messenger RNA of Polyodon spathula (Mississippi paddlefish), 1110 nucleotides long. Its product is annotated as olfactory receptor 1571-like. Gene Ontology annotation, molecular function: G protein-coupled receptor activity. Gene Ontology annotation, biological process: G protein-coupled receptor signaling pathway. The record is from RefSeq and is a predicted model, not a curated record. Gene Ontology annotation, cellular component: membrane. Bases 1 to 1110 code for a protein of 369 amino acids. NCBI's taxonomy places the organism in Eukaryota, Metazoa, Chordata, Actinopteri, Acipenseriformes, Polyodontidae. The transcript has a single exon.